Messenger RNA from Tarenaya hassleriana, 930 nucleotides. RefSeq lists its product as uncharacterized. Lineage: Eukaryota; Viridiplantae; Streptophyta; Magnoliopsida; Brassicales; Cleomaceae. The transcript is spliced from 3 exons. The coding region runs from base 69 to 626 and encodes 185 amino acids. The record is from RefSeq and is a predicted model, not a curated record.
CACCGCUGCAACAGGAAGAUCAAUGGCCACUCUGCGUUCGAACUGACCAGUGGCGGAAGGCAAAAACAAUGGCGGAGCCAAAGAUGGUGAUUAUCGAGAUUUCUCCAGAUUCCUUGGAAGAGACAAAGACAAAGAGGAAAGGUUUUACAGUGAAGGAAGAAGAAGAGGAGGAGACACCCGUCAGAGCAGUGUUCUGUCUGAAUUCCAGACACGAUAUGAAGCGUUACGAGGAAACGGAGGAUUGCUUCAUCCUCGAUUUCGAUCCUUUCGAGGCAUUGGAGGUUCGUAAGCUCUCCUUCUCCGACGAUCGGCCCGACAAUCAGGAUGAUGAUGACUUGACUAUCAUCCACGAGAAAGGCCAGGUGGCUUGCAGGGAUUACCCACAUCCAAGACAUCUAUGUGUCAAAUUUCCUUUUGGAACGACCCCUCAUUCAACCCACUGUCCUCUUGAUUUGACGGAAUGCGUAUUUGUGGCUUUGGAUUGGAUGCAGUGUUACUGUUACGUCUGUGAUUCGGCUGCUCCAUGUGAAUCAUGGAAUGGUAUGACACCGCAUUGUGAUGCUUCUGAACACAAUCAUGAAUGGAGGCUUAUUAGGGAAACGAGGAAUUCAGCUACUUGCAAUUGAACCUCGAUUCUGUUAUUUACCUCUCUCCCAUGGCGGCAGCUCUUCUGAUACGGUCUCCUUCAACCUCGGUUUGUUCAUGGAUGACUAAACUAUUGUAUAAACUUUUCGACCGAAUGUAGAGAAUGGAAGUGUAAGGUUUCAGUUCAGGUGGCUUCAUAGGAGCAUCUUUUGUGGUUUGAAGUAAAGAUGUUCACUUGGAUCCGAGACUGUUGCAUGUGUCUUGCUCUGUGUAUUUAUAUUAUCUAAGGCUACCUCUUUGAACAUGUCCAUAAUUCCGACAGUAAAGCUUUGACUGUUUGCUUGC